Molecule: messenger RNA, 2038 nt
Organism: Odocoileus virginianus texanus
Lineage: Eukaryota; Metazoa; Chordata; Mammalia; Artiodactyla; Cervidae
Source: RefSeq, a predicted model, not a curated record
GUCACAGAGAGUUGAAUAUGACUUAGCAACUGAAUAACAACAGAAGUGUUGGAGGGGUGUGGCAGUCAAGGAUUCUUUCUGGGGAUAAUGAAGAUGUUCUAAAAUUAGACUGCAGUGGCAGUCACACAGCUUUGGAACCACACUAAAAACUACUGAAUUGUAUACCUUACAUAUGUGACUUGUGUGACAGGUGAAUCAUAUCUCAAUAAAGCCCCUAUGAAAAAUAGAAAGAAAGCAGGAAAGAGAUGAAGUUACAAAAGUCAGAAGUUUCUAAGACGACAGAGCCCAAGAACCCAGUUGUGGCUGAAAAACCAGCUGAUGGGCCAGCUCACAGGCCAGACUAUCUCCAAAACAGUAAGACGCUCACCCAUCCAGGUGCAGGGCGGUGUUCCUGGGUGUGACCACCACCCCCGCCAGCAGAUGGCUGACUCCAAGUGGCCUCCAGCCACUGGCCAGGUCGCUCUGGCCACCCUGGGACCUGCCAGUUGUGCACCAACUCAAUCCCUACUCCCACCGGUUCACAAGGGAAUUGGCACCAGCAGGAAUUAAGAAACAACACACAGGACAGGGAGGGGAACUACCGCAGGAACCAAGACUUGUCUGUGACACCAGGCUGCCCAGCCACUAGUUCCCAACCCCAUUAGACACCAUCAAACUCAACAAGGGGCCCAACUCAAGAUCAUCCCAAACAUGACCCACAUCAGGCACCUCAUUUCUAGAAUUUUAUGAUAAGCCACAAAAUGUAAGAGAGUCUGUAUCUUCCUACUCAAAUUCUCACAUUUGGAGCAGAAGAGAAGGGAGACUGCCACAGUGGUCGUCUAAUGGUGAGAGCUGAAAUAACUCAGCUACGACCCUUUUCUCUUCCUGGCCUUGUCUCACAGCUCACAGGAUCUCAGUUCCCCGAGUAAGGACUGGACCUGGGCCACAGUAGUGAAAGCGCCAAAUCCUAACCAUGAGACCACCAGAAAGGAAGAGGUUCUAUCAGAAUGUCAACAUCUCACAGGGUGAAGGUGGCUUCGAGAUCAACCUGGACCACAGGAAGCUGAGGACGCCCCAAGGCAAGCUCUUCACUGUCCCCAGCGAGGCCCUGGCCAUUGCCGUGGCCACCGAGUGGGACUCCCAGCAAGACACCAUCAAGAUGUACACCAUGCACCUGACCACACUGUGCAACACGUCUCUGGACAACCCCACCCAGCGGGACAAGGACCAGCUCAUCCGGGCGGCCGUGAAGUUCCUGGACACCGACACCGUCUGCUACAGGGUGGAAGAACCAGAGACGCUGGUGGAGCUGCAGAGGAAUGAGUGGGACCCAGUCAUCAGCUGGGCCGAGAGGAGAUACGGUGUGGAGAUCGGCUCUUCAUCCAGCAUCACGGGGCCCAGCAUCCCCGCCCGGACUCGGGAGGUGCUGGUCAGCCACCUGGCCUCUUACAACAUGUGGGCUCUGCAGGGGAUUGAGUUUGUGGUGACCCAGCUCAAGUCCCUGGUGCUGACCUUGGGCCUGACGGACCUGCACCUGACGGUGGAGCAGGCUGUACUGCUGUCGCGCCUGGAGGAGGAGUAUCAGAUCCAGAAGUGGGGCAACAUCGAGUGGGCCCAUGACUACGAGCUGCAGGAGCUGCGGGCGCGCACGGCCGCUGGCACCCUCUUCGUGCACCUCUGCUCCGAGAGCACAGCCGUCAAGCACAAGCUGCUGCAGGGGUGACACCGGCCCUCGGCCUGAGAUGGAGAUGCUGUGGCCAGUGGAGGCCAGUUUGGGCUGAACCAGGGCGCAGGUACCCGUGAUUGGUCAUACUGAACAUUUCUCCGCCUGGAAGUGAGAGGAGCUGCCACUCAUCUUGUUCCUACUGUCAUGUCUGGGUCCCAGAGGCCACCCCGCUGACCUGCAGGACACUCACUGCCCAGCAGGACUUCCUUGUCUGGGAGGUUUCGGUGGCCCUCAACCUUUUUUUCCCCUGGUUUUUAAUCAAACUUUUAAAGUGAAACUGUCUGCUUCUGUUUGCUCCUGUUGUUUUAGCAAAGUGAUUUACUUUUGAAAAUA